Messenger RNA from Athene cunicularia (burrowing owl), 1828 nucleotides. RefSeq names its product joining chain of multimeric IgA and IgM (gene JCHAIN). Gene Ontology annotation, cellular component: pentameric IgM immunoglobulin complex. Gene Ontology annotation, molecular function: immunoglobulin receptor binding. The record is from RefSeq and is a predicted model, not a curated record. Gene Ontology annotation, biological process: humoral immune response. Lineage: Eukaryota; Metazoa; Chordata; Aves; Strigiformes; Strigidae. The transcript has 4 exons. Bases 86 to 577 code for a protein of 163 amino acids.
CUGUUUAUUUUAGGAAACAUAGCUGUAUCAUUUGCACACGCCCUUAUAGGCAGACACAAGCUCUCCACUCGUGUUCUUCAAAAGAAUGGAAGGCAAGAUGAAGAGCUCUUUGUUGCUGUGCGCAGCCUUGGCCGUCUCCUUGGCGUUCGCCCUUGUGGCAGGUUAUCCAGAGGACUCUGAGGACGAGUACGUGCUGGUCAAUAACAAAUGUCAGUGUGUAACAGUGACCUCAAGGUUUGUCCCCUCCAAAGAAAAUCCUGAUGAAGAAGUCCUGGAGAGAAACAUACGGAUCCUUGUCCCCCUGAAGGCUCGAGAGAACAUCUCUGACCCCUUGUCCCCUCUCAGAACCACUUUUGUCUACCGCAUGACUGAACUCUGCAAGAAAUGUGAUCCUGUAGAAAUUGAGCUGGGUGGUGAGAUAUACCAGGCCCAGCAGAGCACCUCCUGCAAUGAACACGAAACCUGCUAUACCUACAACAGGGACAAGUGCUACACCACAACCUUCCCAUUCUACUACCACGGGGAGCUGAAACAGGUUCCAGCAGCUCUGACGCCGACAUCCUGCUACGCCGAUUAACUCAAUCCACUGGGGUACUAAUGCCUUCUUGCACUCAGUGUUUCUAUCAAAAAUACAUGUAUAGCACCAUAGUACUGGACAACAGUGUCCAAAAUAUCAGUUCCCAGAGUAAUGCCAACUUGUCUCUUCAUAUUUUUAAUAUCAGAAUAAUGCCAUCUCCCCAGAGCAGCUACUGCUUGUCAUACAGUCUCUUCUCAUAUCUGAGAAGACAUAUCUGCAAUGCCAUUAUUAUACAGCUCAGACAUUAUCACCAUAUAGACCAGGUCCUCAGCAGAUGUAAAUCACUGAUUCCCUUGAAGUCAACGGGACUACGCUGAUUUAACAACACUGGGGAAUCUGUCUUUUUGACAGUCUUCCAUCAGUCUUCAUAUGAGCAAGGCUGUCACAGACAUGAGCAGGAAUGUCUGUGCACUUCCCUCCCUGAGCAAUCUGAAGCAAACAUCCACACAACUGUUAUACAAGACCCUUUGAUUAUACGAGCAGAAUUUGUGCCAUUAUUAGAAGGCUGUUGUACAAUCAUAUCUGAGAGAAAAGAUGAGGGAUGAGACUGAGAAUUCAGAUUUCAAAGUUACAUUACAAUUAGGCAUUCUAGACCCUUCUAGCACUUUGACAACUGCAAGCUUCUAGUUUUCAUGUACAUUCAGAGAAGAUCAAAAUGCUGCUACCCUGAAGUGUUUUGCAAAGUUGCCAGGUCCUCCGCUGUGCCAGGAGUAGUAAACUCUUCCAGGACAUGUUAAGUAUUUCACUUUCCAUGCUUGUUUAUUGAUAUUGCUGCCUUCUCCCACUCCUGCUCCCAGUUUAAUUGAUGAAAAAAAUCUUGUUGGCUCAAAUUUCUUUUCUCGUUCCUCAUUUUGCAUUUCAAGCUUCAAGAAAUUCUAUGAAGGUGACUCAAUUGCUAGAGCAGGACCCUAGUUAGGGAUUCAUUCCUUCUUUCACACCAUCAGUCUUUUUAUUCAUCCAGCAAACCCUCACCAAAUAAAGGAAAUUAUUCUGUAUUGCACCUUACAUUUGAAUGCAUUACACUCAGUAUUGCCCAUAGAGACAUCAUGUAUAUGAGUGCAUAAGGUGCCCAGCAUUACAUUUGAGAUGGCUGGUAUUUCUCACUGUUGUCAGAAGUUGAUUGUAAAGCCUUAGGUUGUUCUGAAAAGUCCUUAUCUGGCUUCACACAUAAUUGGAAUCAUAAAACAGCAAAAACCUUAUUCCCGUAAUUGUAGCUUUGUUAGUGAAACAUUAAAUAAACUUUUUUCUGCA